AUGCACGCAAUUGUUGGUUUUAUUGCUACUGUGCUAGCAGUGAUGCAACCGUUCGCAGCAUUUCUACGCCCGUCUCCGAAUUCGCAGUACCGUUUCAUUUUCAACUGGGGUCAUUGGCUGAUUGGAAUGACUGCGUGGGGUUUCGCAAGUACGGCCAUGCAUCUUAUUCGACUUACCAAAUGGUUAAGGACAGCGUUGAGACUACGGUACUAUGGUCGUCCCAAUUGGAUUAUGGGAGGUUACAUUCUGUUCUUCAUUGGAAUAAAUGUUAUCAUGGAGAUGCUCGCUACAAACAACGAACCCCGAAUGGAGAAAAAUGGACCGAAUGGUAUGGCUCUUUCGCAUUUGAAUGGGCCUGCCGUUGAAUCUCCACUGGCUCCACCGACGGUAAGUUAUUUUAUCUGCACAUAA
Cooperia oncophora is the source of this 411-nucleotide messenger RNA. Lineage: Eukaryota; Metazoa; Nematoda; Chromadorea; Rhabditida; Trichostrongylidae. The record is from the annotation of a GenBank genome assembly.